Orbicella faveolata is the source of this 1350-nucleotide messenger RNA. RefSeq names its product melatonin receptor type 1B-like. Gene Ontology annotation, cellular component: membrane. Gene Ontology annotation, biological process: G protein-coupled receptor signaling pathway. Gene Ontology annotation, molecular function: G protein-coupled receptor activity. The record is from RefSeq and is a predicted model, not a curated record. Lineage: Eukaryota; Metazoa; Cnidaria; Anthozoa; Scleractinia; Merulinidae.
UUUAUAGUAAUACCUCUUAAAUACAGCAGCGCGGAUACGUUCGGUAAAAAAUAUAAUACUGCUACUAAGCUACACCUUCCCUUGAGUAGGUGCCAUAAGACAUGAUGGAAUCGCUUUCUGAAGCACUUACUUUGAGGACUAAGGUCUUUGUUUGGACAGAAACAGUUUUGUUAGCUGUUAUCAAUGCUGUGGCCUUCUUUGGUAAUCUUCUAACUUGUUAUGCCGUGUACAGAAACCAGAGACUUCGUACGCUACCCAACAUGUUUGUGAUAGCGCUUGGUGUAAGCGAUAUUCUGAUGUCCAUCUUCUGUAUGCCUUUUUCAGUUGUAACUCUGUUUCACGGCCGCUGGAUGUUUGGUGAGAGUUUUUGUCGUUUUGACGGUUUUGGAGCAUUGACAUUUGGACUUGCUGCUCUUCAGACCAUGGGAUUAAUUGCAGUUAGUCGAUAUUUUUGCGUUGUCAAACCAGAAAAGUACGCGGUGUUGUUCAAAAAACAAAGAGCUUUGCUGUACAUUGCUGUUGUGUGGUGCGUAGCUCUCGCUGGAUCUGUGCCUCCAUUCUUCAUGAAGAACGCUGGCUUCGAAUUCCAGCCUGGUAAAGCCAUGUGUUUGUACACAUUUGAGAGAAGCAUUCCUUACGCCGUGUUUCUUGGGUCCGUUUAUAUUGCAGCACCCUUAACAGUAAUUAAAAUCUGCUACGCCAAAGUGUUCUACACAGUGUCUAGAUCAAACCAAGUUUUCUCGCUGGAAAAUAAUCUGUAGCAGCUCAGAGUGAACGUGGAAGAAGCAAAAGUGACCAAGACUUUAGCAGCAGUAAUGGUCGGUUUUUCAUGUUGUUGGCUUCCUAUUGGUGUAAUGGACUACAUCGAUGUCGCACAAGGGAAACCCACCUUUCCGCGACAGGCUUACCUUACAUACGGGUUCUUGAUUUACCUAAGUAGCACCAUUAACCCCUUUAUAUAUGGGGUAACAAAUAAACAGUUCAGGCGAGAGUACAAAGCUAUUUUGAGACAAAUUCUUUGCUUUCGGUGCCAAAAUAAUCAUGAGAAUUAGCAUAAAGCAAAGCUUUCACGUACUUUAUUACAGGUUCAGAGGGGUUAAAGAAAAAAAAAAUCCAGUUAGUGGUAGGGAGGAGGAUUUGAAUCAGGGACCUCCCGAUUUCAAACACAGCGCCCUAAACCACUCGGCCUGAUUAACUUUAAUUUGUAAACUCGACAGUUUACUGUAAAAUGUAUCUAUAGAUAAACCAACUGGGCCAAAAGUUGUAGAGGAUUGGCAGAUCCACACACCCUUAUUCACAUCCAUCUCCCCUCUGUCUACUGGUGGAGCGGUUCUGCGGUGAAAUUAAAUA